AUGGCGGUGCCGCCGACAGAGCAGGAGAGGCGGAAGCAGAUCAGCGAACGCUGCAUCGCGGGGCUCGCGGACGUCGCGGAGAUCAAGAAGACUUUUACGCACCUGCACUUCACGGUCGUGAAGGACCGGAACGUGGCCACGCCCCGGGACUACUACUUCGCCCUAGCCCACACCGUCCGGGACCACCUGGUGGGCCGCUGGAUCCGAACCCAGCAGUACUACUACGAGACCGACCCGAAGAGGGUUUACUACCUGUCCCUGGAGUUCUACAUGGGCCGAGCACUGCAGAACACCACCAUCAACCUGGGCCUGCAGACCGCCUGCGACGAAGCCAUCUACCAGCUUGGCUUGGACAUAGAGGAGCUGGAAGAGAUGGAGGAGGAUGCUGGUCUGGGAAAUGGUGGGCUGGGACGACUGGCAGCCUGUUUUCUGGACUCUAUGGCGACUCUCGGCCUGGCGGCUUACGGUUACGGGAUCCGCUACGAGUUCGGCAUCUUCAACCAGAAGACCAGAAACGGAUGGCAGGUGGAGGAGGCAGAUGAUUGGCUGCGGUACGGGAACCCCUGGGAGAAGGCGAGGCCCGAGUACAUGCUGCCGGUUCAUUUCUACGGCCGAGUGGAGAAAACGGACAGCAGGGCAAAGUGGACCGACACACAGGUGGUGUUGGCGAUGCCCUAUGACACUCCAGUUCCUGGUUACCGUAACAACACGGUGAACACGAUGAGACUGUGGUCAGCUAAAGCGCCGAACGAUUUCAAACUGCAGGACUUUAACGUGGGCGGUUACAUCGAAGCCGUCCUGGACAGAAACCUGGCUGAGAACAUCUCCAGAGUCCUUUACCCCAAUGACAACUUCUUUGAGGGGAAGGAGCUGCGUCUGAAGCAGGAGUACUUCGUGGUCGCCGCCACGCUGCAGGACAUCGUCCGCAGAUUCAAGUCCUCCAAGUUCGGCAGCAGAGACCCGGUGCGGACGUCCUUCGACACGUUUCCGGAGAAGGUGGCAAUCCAGCUGAACGACACCCACCCGGCUCUGACCAUCCCCGAGCUGAUGAGGAUCCUGGUGGACAUCGAGAAGCUCGACUGGGACAAGGCCUGGGACAUCACCUGCCGCACCUGUGCGUACACCAACCACACGGUGCUGCCCGAGGCGUUGGAGCGCUGGCCGGUUUACAUGUUUGAGCAGCUGCUGCCGCGACACCUGCUGAUCAUCUACGACAUCAACCAGAAACACCUGGACAGGGUGGCGGCCUUGUUUCCCGGCGACACGGAUCGUCUGCGGCGGAUGUCUCUGAUCGAGGAAGGCGACCUGAAGAGGAUCAACAUGGCUCACCUGUGCGUGGUCGGCUCUCACGCCGUCAACGGAGUCGCUCAGAUUCACUCGGACAUCGUGAAGAGCAGCGUGUUUAAAGACUUCCACGAGCUGGAGCCGGAGAAGUUUCAGAAUAAAACCAACGGCAUCACUCCUCGCCGCUGGCUGCUGCUGUGCAACCCCGGGCUGGCUGACAUCAUCACUGAGAGAAUCGGAGACGCCUUCCUCACAGAUCUGUAUCAGCUGAAGAAGCUCCUGCAGCUCGUGGACGACGAGUGCUUCGUCAGAGACGUGGCCAAAGUCAAACAGGAGAACAAGCUGAAGUUCGCCGCCUUCCUGCAGCAGCGGGGCCACACCAAAGUGAACCCGGACUCCAUCUUUGACGUGCAGGUGAAGAGGAUCCACGAGUACAAGAGGCAGCUGCUCAACUGUCUGCACGCCAUCACGCUCUACAACCGAAUCAAACUUGAGCCAAAGAGAUCGUUUGUUCCUCGGACCGUGAUGAUCGGAGGGAAGGCGGCUCCGGGGUACCGCAUGGCGAAGCUGAUCAUCAAGCUGAUCACCUGUGUGGGUCAGGUGGUCAAUAACGACCCGGCGGUGGGAGACAAGCUGAAGGUGAUCUUCCUGGAGAACUACAGAGUGUCUCUGGCUGAGAGAGUGAUCCCGGCUGCAGACCUGUCUGAGCAGAUCUCCACCGCAGGAACGGAGGCGUCCGGAACAGGAAACAUGAAGUUCAUGCUGAACGGCGCCCUGACCAUCGGCACGAUGGACGGCGCCACAGCGGAGAUGGCCGAGGAGGCUGGAGAGGAGAACCUCUUCAUCUUCGGCAUGAGGGUGACGGACGUGGAGGCCAUGGACAGGAAGGGCUACAACGCCAGGGAGUACUACGAGCAUCUGCCGGAGCUGAAACUUGCCGUGGACCAGAUCCAGGCCGGCUUCUUCAGCCCCGGGGAGCCCGAGCUCUUCCGAGACCUGAUCGACAUGCUGCUGAACCACGACAGGUUUAAGGUGUUUGCUGAUUACGAAGCCUACGUCAGGUGUCAGGAGCAAGUCAGCGAGCUGUACAAGAACCCCAAAGAGUGGACCAAGAUGGUGAUCCACAACAUCGCUGCCAGCGGGAAGUUCUCCAGCGACCGAACCAUCUCGCAAUACGCCCGCGAGAUCUGGGGCGUGGAGCCAUCCGACAUCAAGAUCCCGCCGCCCAAUGAGCCGCCGUUCAUGUCGCGGACCUGACACUGCCACGCCACUCCCGCAGCUUCCUGCCUGAAGCCGGGCCCAAAUGUAAACGUUCCUUGAGCUCGUCAUCGCCGUACUGCACAGCCGCGCACACGCUGACCUUCACUCGACUGCAAUAAACAAAAACGACGUCGUCAUCACAGCCAUAAACGCCAAAACGCUGCCGUUUAAUCUACUUCCUGUUCCUGUGAAAACGCUUCUCACUUCUGUGAAAACUCCUUAAAGAAACAUAAACAAGUCUCCGGCGCUUUCCUCUUUACCGUUCUCCUCCAUCAGCCUUUAACCUUUGACCUUUCCGGAAAACUGUGUGGAGUCACUGAAAUACUGGAAAGGUAUUAAUGUUGGAGCAAUGUGGAUCGGACAAGUCCCGCGUGUACCUGGCGAUGAGCUCACCUGGAGGAUAACUGCAGGUUAGAAUGAGCUGUUUGCUGUCAAUCAACAGCUUUUAAUUUGAAAGGAAAGGUGAGCUUCCUCACCUGCCUGUACGUCCAGGUGGAUAUAUCCAUGCAGAAUCGUGCCUUUGAGUCAAACAGCGAAGGAGCGCAGUUUACUCACCAUCCAAUCACAUUACAGCAUAAAUAAGCUAACGAGCGCGUGUCAGCGUGCUGUCUGUGGAGGUGCGUUCAGGGAAACAAACAGCUGGUAAAACUGAAACUUUGUUUUUUAGCCUCUUUUAGUUAAAAAAAAAUCAUCAUGUUUGAUGAAGCCGAGCGUCAUCAGCAGCUCAGAGCUCAUUAAUAUUAUUAUUGUUGUUAUUUUGGUUUUAUUGAGUUGCUUGUUCGAGGCCCGGCGUGGCCGCCCAGGUGUCUCGUGGGUAAUGGAUCCGUCUGUUCGUGUUAGAAUCUGUUUCUACUGCUGUUUUUAUUUCCUUCACCACAGAAACAUGAACCUGAUGUUUGUCACGUUUUAAACCUCAGACACAGAAACGGCUUCAUCAUCGACUCGACUCAUUUUCUGUUUUUGUUUUGAAACGAGAUUUUUGAUGUCGUCAAAACUUCCUUGUUAACAUUUUUACUUUCAUCUGAUGAUUUCUUUGAAGUUUAACAUUUACUUUAAAUAUUUUUGGAUAUUUUUGCAUCUUUACAUUUAAAUAAAAAUACUAAAAAUC
This is a messenger RNA of Oreochromis niloticus (Nile tilapia), 3652 nucleotides long. It is a transcript of the gene pygb, whose product is annotated as phosphorylase, glycogen; brain. Lineage: Eukaryota; Metazoa; Chordata; Actinopteri; Cichliformes; Cichlidae. Gene Ontology annotation, biological process: glycogen catabolic process. Gene Ontology annotation, cellular component: cytoplasm. Gene Ontology annotation, molecular function: pyridoxal phosphate binding; glycogen phosphorylase activity. The record is from RefSeq and is a predicted model, not a curated record.